AACUCCUUUAUCGAAAUCCCAUGAAUUUACACUGAAAUUUCCCUAACCACUUUCAGACUUUAUUUUAGAUUUUAGCAAUGCUCAAUCCUUUUUCGAUUUUCAUGGCUUGCUGCAGUUCUGGCUUUUGACUAACGUUAACUGUAUUGUCACUUUAUCACAUUGCAUUUCACCGCUUACGGUAUCUAAGUGUUUUAGAAGUACAGCAGGUUUAUGUUUUUUUGUGUUUGUGCUUUUGAGCGGGCACAUGAUAUUACUCAUGUUUUAAACUUUUUUGAAGGUUUUUCUAUUAUUUUGGUGCCUGAUUUUGUAGUGAUUAAUAUGAAAUUAGUUCAUCAGUUAUAUUUGACUGUAAUUGCAUGUCUUUUGCAACAAAGUAACAGCCAGCUUUUGAAAGCAAAAAAUCGUGAGGUGGCCGGAUUCACCAAAUCGGAUCAAGAUAAAUGGAUUGCUCCAUACACGUUCAUACAAGGAACAGAUCCUCAACCUGGCCUUAUUGACACGAUUUCUGGCGGUAAUGGUACUGUUUGGGCAGAAGAUAUUCGACGCUUGAAUGAAGCUGUAUCAGAUAUUAAUGAUAUUAAGGAUAAACCAAAGUUCUUCUUCAUUAGUGGGGAUCUAGUUGAUGCCUUUCCAGGAGUUGAACCUUAUAGGCAACAGCAGAUUGAUGACGUUAAUGAAAGCCUUGCAGAUUUGCAGAUACCUACUUUGGUUAUCAGUGGAAAUCAUGACAUACUGAAUACACCCACUAGAAAUUCGAUAGAAGAGUUUAAACAGAUAUGGGGAGAUGAUUAUUAUAAAUUUUAUUGUGGAGGUGUUCUCUACAUUGCACUUAACAGUCAAUACUUUUAUGAUUCAUCAGAAGUACAAGAUCUAGCACAAGCUCAAUCGGAUUGGCUUCAAAAUGAGCUUCAACAGGCCAAAUUGGAUGAAGACCUUGAUAAUAUAGUCAUUCUCAUGCACAUUCCUUUAUUCUUGAAACAUGGAGAUGAAGAUGAUGAUGCUUAUUUCAAUAUACCUCGAUCAUUGAGAAUGGAUCUUCUUGACAAAUUCAUGGAGGCUGGAGUUAAAAUUGUCUUCAGUGGUCAUUAUCAUAGAAAUGCUGGUGGAAAGUGGUCAAAUGUGGUAAAUGGAACGAACCUGACAAUAGAAAGUGUUGUGAAUUCUGCAAUAGGUGCCCAACUUGGUGAAGAUAAAUCUGGAUUGAGAGUUGUCAACGUAGAGUCGAAGGACAUUACUCACCAGUAUUACACGCUAGACGAAUUACCAGAUGCUUUAAAUCAUGGGCUUGAAUUAUACUUGAAUUAUAAAGCAAUCACCAUAAUACUAUUGAAUUGUACUUUCUUGAAUUCUUAUGCCUAUAGGUAGAAACUAAAAAUAUGCUGCAAUAUACGUUUUACCUGAAUUCUGCUGUACUCAAGUGUUAAAUUGCUUUAGUAUUGGUGUGUUGAAUUAAGCUUAUGUAUGAGAUUAUUAUUGAUAUGCAAUCAUGUUAGCUUAUAAUUCUUUUCAAGUUCAAGUGUUAGCAAUGAAUUUUAUUUUAUGUUAGUAUCAAUGAAUGCAAUAUUUUAAAUUAUAUUGUAUUGGUGUGUUGAAUUAACUUUAUGUAUGAGAUUAUUAUCAAUGUGCAAUCACGUUAGUUUAUAAUUCAUUUCAAGUUCAAGUGUUAGCAAUGAAUUUUAUUUUAUGUUAGAAUCAAUGAAUGCAAUAUUUUAAAUUAUAUUGUAUUGGUGUGUUGAAUUAACUUUAUGUAUGAGAUUAUUAUCAAUGUGCAAUCACGUUAGUUUAUAAUUCUUUUCAAGUUCAAGUGUUAGCAAUGAAUUUUAUUUUAUGUUAGUAUCAAUGGAUGCAAUAUUUCCAAAUUAUAUUGUAUUGUUGUGUUGAACUAUCCUUAUGUAUGAGAUUAUUAUUAAUAUGCAAUCACCUAAGUUUAUAAUUCUUUUCAAGUUCAAGUGUUAUGUUAGUAUCAAUGAAUGCAAUAUUUCCAAAUUAUAUCUGUAAUUUUGGGUGUUCACUAUCUUUGCUUUUCUUGCUUUGCAGAAAACUAUCUUAUAAAAUAUCUAACAUGGCCACAGCCCGGUAUUAGAACCACUAGACUUCUCCUAUUAUCGUGAAAGUCGUAAAAAAUGCUGAAAUAAUUGACAUAACUUCAUUUUCACAAUGUUCAACCUGUUCUGGCAUAGUUCUCAUCAGGCAACACCUACAAUACAGUAAUACUUUUACAGUUUUAUGUUCAAUUUGGCAAUUGACAGAUUGAAGACUGUAGGCUUCAUUAUUUUAGUACUUGACACUUACUUGAUUUUAUAGCGACCAGGAUGAUGAAAUUGGUUCAUCAGUUAUAUUUGACUGUACUUGCAUGUGUUUUGCAACAAAGUAACAGCCAGCUUUUGAAAGCAAAAAAUCGUGAGGUGGUCGGAUUCACCAAAUCGGAUCAAGGUAAAUGGAUUGCUCCAUACACGUUCAUACAAGGAGCAGAUCCUCAACCUGGCCUUAUUGACCAGAUUACUGGGGGAGAUGGUACUGUUUGGGUAGAAGAUAUUCGGCGCUUAAAUAAAGCUGUAUCAGAUAUUGAUGACAUUCAAAAUAAACCAAAAUUCUUCUUCAUUAGUGGGGAUUUAGUUAAUGCCUUUCCAGGAGUCGAACCUUAUAGGCAACAGCAGAUUGAUGACGUUAAUGAAAGCCUUGCAAAUAUGCAGAUUCCUACAAUGGUUAUUAGUGGAAAUCAUGACUUACUAAACACACCCACCAGAAAUUCAAUAGAAGAGUUUAAACAGAUAUGGGGAGAUGAUUAUUAUAAAUUUUAUUGUGGAGGUGUUCUCUACAUUGCACUUAACAGUCAAUACUUUUACGAUUCAUCAGAAGUACAAGAUCUGGCACAAGCACAAUCGGAUUGGCUUAAAAAUGAGCUUCAACAGGCAAAAUCCGAUGAAGACCUUGAUAAUAUUGUCAUUCUUAUGCACAUUCCUAUAUUCUCGAAACAUGGAGAUGAAGAUGAUGAUUAUUUCAAUAUACCACGAUCAUUAAGAAUGGAUCUUCUUGACGAAUUCAUGGAGGCUGGAGUUAAAAUUGUCUUCAGUGGCCAUUAUCAUAGAAAUUCUGGUGGAAAGUGGUCCAAUUUGGUAAAUGGAACGAACCUGACAAUAGAAAGUGUUGUAAAUUCGGCAAUAGGUGCCCAACUUGGUGAAGAUAAAUCUGGAUUGAGAGUUGUCAAUGUAAAGUCGAAAGACAUUACCCACAAGUAUUAUACUCUAGAUGAGUUACCAAAUGUUCUAAAUCGUGGGCUCGAAUUAUAAUUUUACUCUGGUGCAUUAUUGUAAAGCAUAAUACUAUUGAAAUGUAAUUUCUCAAAUUCUUAUGCCUAAAGGUAGAAAUUAAAAAUAUGCUGCAUUAUACAUUUUACCUCUAGAAGUGCUGCUGUUAUUAAUACUUAGUGUUAUUGUUUCUGUAUUAGUGUGUUGAAUUAAGCUCAUGUAUGAGAUUAUUAUUAAUAUGCAAUCACAUUCUUUUAAGUUCAAGUGUUAGCAAUGAAUUUUAUGUUAGUAUUAAUGAAUACAAUAUUUUCAAAUUAUAUCUGUAAUUUUGUGUGUUCAAUAUCUUCGCUUUGCAGAAAACUAUCCUUUAAAAUAUUUAACAUGGCCACUCCCAGUACUCCUGGUCAAGGACAUUUCGAUGAAUACAUUGUUAAAGUUCCAAAAAAUACAACAAAAAAGUAUAAUGUCAUGAGGUUUGGAGGAGGUGACAAUAUGGAUAUACAGAAAUGGACCGGUGCCCGCAUAUCGAGAAAUAUGAGAGGAAAAAAGAUUUUUCAAGAAGAAGAGGUUUAUCCCGAGUUUGGAGCUGGAAGUGAAUAUGGAAGGAAGCAAAAAGAGCAAGCUCGUAAACUCAAAUAUGGGAUGAGGGUAUCAAAAUUUAAAGUAGAAGAUCAACCAUGGCAACUUUCUGUCACCACAACUGCUAAAGCACCGUAUUCCCCCAAAAAUAAAAACAAAGAGAAAAUGAUAUCGGUCACAAAAGAUUUUGACGGUAAGAAAGAAGGUGGAAUAGGAGAUAGUUCGAUGUAUUAUGUUUUCAUGCAACGACCAAAUUCUACAUUCGAGGCUUAUCCAGUCGAGUCAUGGUAUAAUUUUACUCGAAAAAUCAAGCACAGAACAUUAACAGAUGAGGAGGCAGAAGCUGAGUGGGAUAAGAGAGAUAAAAUUAUGAACCAUCUCAACUUUAUGGCGAGAAAACGUCUUCAACUCGAGGAAGAGAAAGAGGAUGAAGAAGAAGCCAAAACAAGUGGAAAAAAGAAGAAAAAUCCUGAAAAAGAAGGGAAAUCAGGAAGAGAAGCAGACAAUGGUUUACUCAUUCAUGAUGAAGCUGAUGAUGAACUUUUAAUGAGUGAAAGUGAUGAAAGCAGUGAUGAAGACAAGGCUAAGAAAAGCAAAAAAUCAAAGAAAAAGAAACAGAAGGAUGAUGCUGAUAACGAGGCACCAGAUGAAGCAUUGGAAGAAUCUGAUGAUGGUGACGGUGAAGGACAAGAACAUGAUUAUAACAGUGAUAUCAGUAGCGAAGAAGAGACAGCUAAUGAUUCAAGGGUUGCACCAAAAGGUCUUGAUGAGCAUGAAUCCUCUAGCAGUAGUGAUGAAGAAGAGACUAAACCUGAAGAAGUAGGAGAAGAUGGAAAACCGAAGAACAAGAAAAAGGCAAGCGGGGAUGAGAUGUCAACAUCAGGAGAAUCUGAUGUCGACAGUGAUAUAGAGAAAGAGGGAUCCGCGAUAUUUAUGAACGGACGCAAAACACCAACGAAGGGUAAAAAAGGCAGCAGCAGUAAUAGCCGGUCAUCUACUCCAAACAGCGAAGUUUUAAUAGGAGGCACAAAGAAUAAAUUACAAGAGGUCGCUAAAAAGUUAGAAUCAACUGGAAGAACGUCACCAAAAGUAAGCGGACUUCUAGGAAAGCGCCAUGCUGGCGGUGAAACUAGCGAUCUUGCCGGAAUCAAAAGACAGAAAAUGGGAGGUUCAAAUUCCGGCACAAGUACUCCAACUAAAGAUCAGAACUUAAUUACUGAGGAUUCCGUAAGACGUUACUUGCAACACAAACCUAUCACAACAAAAGAUCUUUUGAAGAAAUUUAAAACGAAAAAGACUGGAUUGACAAGAGAUCAAAUUCUUGAUACUGUUAUUAAAAUUCUAAAACGUUUGAAUCCAGAACAGAAAAAAAUUAAUGGGAAAACUCACCUUUAUUUAAAACAAACAUGAAAGCGGAUUCAAAAUAAUUUUGUAAUGUUCCAAUGAUUGGUAUCUGCAAGGUCAGAUUGCAAAUUAAACAACAUAAACAGUAUUUAUUAGCUUAUCGCUGCAGAAUUAUGGCUUUAUCAUUGCAGCUGAACUUUUCCACUUCACAUUUAUAUGUACUUGCAUAAGGUAUUUGCGUAAUUGGUGCCAAGUAAAUAUUCAAUGAGUCCACAGUAAACUUAUGCGACCAAUCUGUUAUUCAAAAUUGAGAUUUUAUUGCAUAAGUUUAAAUGUUUCAUGAAUGCAUCACGAUUUCUAUGAACGACAGUGCUGUAAUUAUGGAAUGGUAUUAUAUUUUGCAUUUUUGGAAAUAAACACAAAAUUAUUCCAGCUUAUUUCUUAUUCUAAAACAAUGUGAUGAAGAAAGCCUAUCUGUUCUGUCUUUGUGCAUUUUCUGCUUGCUUAUAGAGAAAUAGUCUUUAGAACUGAAUUCAACUUAUUCUGCUUUGAUGUGCUUAGUGUAUUAAAAAAAGUAAACAAAAACUUGAAACAAACCUUGUUAUUAAGAUAUGAUUGAGAAUUGAUCUAAUAACAACAUUGCAAUUAUAACGGGACUUUAUUAUGCAGUUGUAUAAAUUUCUUGGAAAAUUUAAUAGGCAAUAUUAUGGUAUAUCAGGCUAUAGUCAUAUAAAUAAAAGUUAUUCAGUUUGAUGUGAUGAGAUUUUUAUGCCACCAUGCAGAUUCAAAUACAAAGCUCUCGAAAUAUACCUGGUAAUCCCAUUUCCAAUUCCCUUUUUAUGCAAAAUGAAACCUUUAAAUUAGAAUAAACAUAAAAAAGAAUCAUUAUUAUUCUCAUUAUAGCCAUAUAUGGAUAUUUUGUAUAAAUUUUCUGAAGCGUUAUCAAAAAUUUUAUCUAAAAAAUUACGAAUGGUUAAUAUUGAGAUAGAAUACAUCCAUGGGGGUUGUCUUAUGGUAGAUGGUAUUAAGUUAUCGAAAAUCAAUUGCAAAAGCUGAAUUAGUAUUUUUAAUGGCUUCACAGAGUGAAGUUCACUUUCUACAUUUCUAAUGUCAUAUUGCACAUAGAUCACAGUUUUGAUGUUUAACUGAAAAACCUUGGUACUUUUCGUUAUUUCUUUUCCUGUAGCUGUUACAUUGUCCUGUUAUUUUCUUCGUAUUUGUGAUCCAAUGUUGUGAAAUUUGUGACAGAUGGUAUAUAUCUUGACUGCCUUAAUAUGUUUGUUUAAAUUGCUCUCUUGUACUUUAGAAAAUUAUAAUAUAUGUGCUAUAUUAAAGAUAUUUAGUUUUUUCUGUCAAAAAAUUAAAAUGGCGAAAACGAAUGAAGAUAUCAAAGAUGUUUUGUCGAACACAUCAAGACUUGCAUCUUAUAACAUGGUUUUACAGAAACAAGAACCUGAUUUGAAGAAACCAAAAUUG
Molecule: messenger RNA, 6647 nt
Organism: Styela clava
Lineage: Eukaryota; Metazoa; Chordata; Ascidiacea; Stolidobranchia; Styelidae
Product: general transcription factor IIF subunit 1-like
Biological process (GO): transcription initiation at RNA polymerase II promoter; positive regulation of transcription elongation by RNA polymerase II
Cellular component (GO): nucleus; transcription factor TFIIF complex
Molecular function (GO): RNA polymerase II general transcription initiation factor activity; DNA binding; TFIIF-class transcription factor complex binding
Source: RefSeq, a predicted model, not a curated record